AUGGGUGCGAAACAAUCAAGCAUUGAACCCUAUGAUUUAUCAAAUAAAGUUGUUAUAAUUACCGGUUCUACAGAUGGAAUCGGUAAAAGUUUGGCUCGUAUAAUCUCAUCAUACAAUCCAAAACGUCUAAUCCUUCCAAUCCGUAACCGUGAAAAGGGUGAGAAUCUUUUGGAAUACAUCCGAAAUUCUCAAGAUGGGAAGGUUGAAUGUAUCGAACUAUGGAAUAUAGAUUUUGCGGAUUUGCAUAGUGUAAAGAGCUUCGCUGAUAAAUUUAUUAAAGAAGUUGGUGAAUUACACUAUCUGUGGAAUAAUGCAG
Messenger RNA from Scutellospora calospora, 316 nucleotides. The record is from the annotation of a GenBank genome assembly. Lineage: Eukaryota; Fungi; Glomeromycota; Glomeromycetes; Diversisporales; Gigasporaceae.